CUGGCUCGCAAGGCUCCAGCUGCAGUGCAGGGUGGCCGUGGAGAGAGCCACGGCCUCAGCAGAGACAGGUGCAGCGACGCCCGAAGUCUGCCGUGCAGGGCGACCUCGUUAGACACCCCUCACACCGCUUCCAGCGGUGGACGGGGCUGGGGCACGAUGGAGGGCACGCGCAGUGAGUGCCCCCCCUGAAACUAAAGGAAGUCCGACGACGUUCGCCAGACACGGCAUCCACAUCAGUCUACUGAGGGAAGCGUGCGCCUGACCACAAAUCACACGUCACCGCGCCGCUCCUCUGGGCGCGCCUGGGCAAACGAAACCGGCACCGCUUCAAGCCUCUCGGCAAACCUUGCGUCCGAGGCGAAGAUUGCCCCAGUGGCCGAGGCGCCCUCCCAAAACGGAAGGCCGCGCGUCGGAACAAACGGCGCGGCCAGACCAUGGACGGGCCGCAGUUGCCCAUCCUUACUAUGCGGGCUGUCUGUACCCCAGCGGUAUGGCCGGACAGCGCCCUCCCCCGUGCAUAUAGCAUGAGGGUUCUGAGCGCGCGAGUCGCUUCUCUGGGGGCGUAACAUGCACGGUAUGAGUACGUUUGGGUGCCGCCGAGUUGAGGUGGUGCACAUGCUCAACGCUGAUCGACGGGGUAGCUGUCAGCAUCGCAGUUGAAGAAUCUUGGUGCGAUCUAGGUCAAAAUGCUGCGGGGCAGGCCAGCGGUGAGAUGUCGCUGCCGCGUCAGCACUGGACACCCCCGCGACGACAGGCAGCCGACGCUCUGCCUGAAAGCAACGCCCGCGGCGGCGGGGGCUGGGGGCCGGAUGACGGCCGCCGUUGGGCGGGCGACGAAUUUGUCACAGAUCAUCGUAGGACAAAGGCAGGACGAGGAUUGACGCGUGAGGAGGAGAAGGAAAGGAGGAGGAAGAAGAGGGAGGAGGGAGGAAGGAGGACCCGUGCCACCUCCUGGAGAUCGCCUCUAAGCGGAAGUGGGUGAUGAUUGCAGAGCUGGUUGUGGCGCGCAUGCGACCUUCCGAGGGAGACGUCGUCCAUCAUCGCGACGAAGGCAACGGGGUCGGCUAUCAGUGACGGCGUCGGCACCUUCACUGGAGCACGAUGCAAGCGCAAAUCAGGGCCAGGAGAGCGCAGAAUUGACAGAAAAACCGGCUGUGAGAAAUGAAACGCCGAGACGGAUGGCAAAUUCGUUACGCCUCGCGCAUCCAAACUUGCCAAUGCAGAAACGAAUCUCAGUCAAGCUGUCGCGAGAAAGGCCUACCAGAACAACAACUGCAAACAUAAGCUCCUUGAGGUCCGCGCGGACUUCAAGACUGUCGCUCAGUCUGGCCUUCAUGCGCCUCCAGUAGCUCGCAGUGGUUCUCUGGCACCCCUACUUGGCCGAUUCCGGAAACCCUGAGCA
This is a messenger RNA of Prorocentrum cordatum, 1402 nucleotides long. NCBI's taxonomy places the organism in Eukaryota, Dinophyceae, Prorocentrales, Prorocentraceae. The record is from the annotation of a GenBank genome assembly.